GUCUGAGGGAGACUCCUUAGUGAAAACUGACACAGUGAGAAAGGCUUUGAGUGUUUUUCUCAACCCUGCAAACUGAAGUUAUUUGGUCCUCUGUUGUCAGAGGUUUUUCUGGGAAGUGCGACCUCCACCUUCCCCACCCUGUUUGAGCUUGUGCUGCCUUCGGACUGCGGAGCAGAGACGGGAGCUGCAGUUGGAAGCCUGGCUGAGGAGAAACCUGCCAAACUCAGAGUCAUCAGGAUUUCAUCAGAUCACUUAGGCCGACCUCCGAUGAUGAAGCUGCUGUCAGUCCUCCUCCUCCUCCUGGUUCCUCUGCUGAGCAGCUGUGCUCCUCUCCUCCUCCCUCUGGACUGCAGCGACGUCUACAGCCAAGACAGCAGCCGACCCAGCGGCGUGUACACCAUCUAUCCCAUCGGAGCCACGUCUGCUGUCCUGGUGUACUGUCACAUGGACUCACAAGAACAGUGGACAGUGUUCCAGAGGAGGUUGGACGGCUCGGUGAACUUCUACAGACCCUGGGAUCAGUACAAGACGGGCUUUGGUAACGCUGCUGGGGAGUACUGGCUCGGUCUGGAGAAUCUUUUCCACCUGACCCAGAGAAAAAGGUACGAGCUGCUGGUCGACAUGGAGGAUUUUAAUGGAAACAAGGUGUUUGCUCGUUACUCCUCGCUCUCCAUCGAUGGAGAGUCUGAUGGCUACAGGCUACAUGUGUCUGGAUUCACUGAUGGAGGGGCAGGAGACAGUCUGAGUGCUCACAACGGAAAGAAGUUCAGCACGUUUGACGAAGACCAGGACAGCUCGUCAGGGAACUGUGCCAAAACAUAUCUGGGUGCGUUCUGGUACAACAACUGUCACUUUGCAAACCCUAACGGGGUUUAUCGUUGGGGGGCUGAUGGGACUAUCCAUGGUGUUGGUGUGGAGUGGAAACAAUGGAAGGGUUUUGACUACUCCCUGAAGACCAUCAGCAUGAAGAUCCGUCCUGUGCAGUAAAUCUCUCUCUUUCUUGUAAUCUCAGAGAAUCUUUAACUUUCAGAAUCAGUAGAUGACAUGAAUGUUUCAGAGCAGCAGUCAGACUGUGAGUGUGUGGAAAAGUCUCACUAAAUUUGUGAAACUCUGAUACCUGAUAUGAAUCAUUAUCAGAUGCAUGCUGAUAAUAAAUGAGAAU
Messenger RNA from Oreochromis niloticus (Nile tilapia), 1162 nucleotides. Its product is annotated as microfibril-associated glycoprotein 4. The record is from RefSeq and is a predicted model, not a curated record. Gene Ontology annotation, biological process: elastic fiber assembly. NCBI's taxonomy places the organism in Eukaryota, Metazoa, Chordata, Actinopteri, Cichliformes, Cichlidae. The coding region runs from base 268 to 987 and encodes 239 amino acids. The transcript has 7 exons.